UUUCAUCAUCAAUACAUGCAUGGGUGUACUCACUUUUCCCUGGCACGCUGUCAAAACACUCGCCUUUUUCUUCUUCUGCAUAUCCUCGCUAUUACAAAGCGAAUAAACAAAGAGGGAGCUUAGUGAUUAUAUGUGGAAAAUAUUCAAAGAACUUGUAAAGGAAUCGUUAUAUUAACGCGUCACGUGGGAUUAUAUACUGCGAUAUAUAUCUGGUAUAGACUCUAAGAUAUAACAUAUCUAGAUCUGGACACGAUAUAUAGGAGAUACCAACACGUGUAAAAUCUAUCAAAAUAUAUCCGCACGACUGUUGCACGUGUAAAACUCGUCCUGAUAUGCGUAUUUAUAUUUAAACGUUUGGGAUCAUAAGUGUAAAAGGAAAUACGAGAGAACUUGUGUAUACAGAAGAAGAGCCUGUUUACAAGUAACAUCAUCUAACCAGCGAAAAAUGGCAGGCGCUGUGGAACUUCCUAGACUGACCGAGGGCUAUCUUGGUCCUCAGGCUAAAUUCUUCCCAUAUGGACUGACCACUAUGUCUCAUCCGGAACCGGUCAUACAUUCCGAUUCCAAUAGGAUCGAAAUUAUCAUUGGAACUUGUGAGAAGACGCGAUUCAUGACCAAACUACUUGGAGUCAACCCAAAAGGAGAAUGCAAUCAAUUUGUGUUUACUCAAAACCAAGGCGGAGAAUUCCAUUUCAUAAUCGCCGUCCCAAGAACUGGAUUUUUUAAGUUCCAGAUAUAUGCGCUGCCAAACAAUGAGGCUGGUCCAAACAUGAUCAAUGUUUAUAACUACUUACUGAACGUUCAACAGAUUGAUAAUUACGUGGAGUCGUUCCCUAAACAAUAUCCACUCUGGAAGCAAGAGGGAUGCUUCCUGUACGAACCCAUGAUGAUCAUGAAAGGCCAACGCGACCCCGUCAAAUUCCGGAUCUUCGUACCACGCGCUGUGAACGUGCAAAUCAAGGUCGGUGAGGAUUGGAACGAACUGGAUAAGGUAGACGAACGUGGUAUUUACGAAGGUAUUGUUGAUUUCAGUAACGGCUAUCCACAAGGUACCAAGGUCAGGCUAAACGUCAAAUCUGGACGAAGUCACAAAUAUGACAUUUUAUUAGAAUAUACCAUUUGAAGGACUGUCGUUGGUUUUUUUUUUUUUUGAACUUAUACAACAUUUUUGGAUAAGACAGUUUGUGCUGAUACUAUACAAUCACACAUCCUAGCCAUUUUGGACGACCGCCGGUGUUAAUAAAAGUGUUACGAUGCACCUGCAUGCUUGACGUCGAGACCGAUUACGGAUUGCGCAGACGAUGCUGGCACUGUCGAGCGUUGCCAUGGGAUACGAAACACGGACAUUUUCAUCAACAGGAGUUCUGACGCCUGUUUAGAUAGCACAGGUAGAUUAACAUACCCAGACCUUCAUAUCUGUGAUAUCUCUUUAUCAGAACACGUUAUCAUUUACAUAUGUCUGUUGUAAACCUCUCGGGGUAGUCAUGGCAGUUUUUGGACACUGCUAUAGUCUUAUGAUAUUGGGUUUCAACCCAGACACACACGUUUAUAUUGGUCUAGCCUUUUUCGUUUCUUGUUUAAUGUCCGAGUCAAUGCGAGAUUCAUCUGCCCCAAUCAUUAGGCUUUUGAAUCUUUCCGUAAUAUGGCAAACACUUUUUGCAAAUUGAAACUCGGGUUGCAUCCGAAGAUUCAAAUUCCUUUGUUGAAUAGCUUUUGAGCUAUGUAUUACGUGCAUAUAGGUAUGUUGUAUGCGUGGGGUGUUUUGUAUGUUAUCUGACCUGAGCGACUUCGUUGUUGAUCUAGAUCUACCACCGCAGGCUAGCAAUAUUUACAGCCCACAUUUCUCCGUCAAAAUAUUUCUUGUUUUAUGAGGAGAGGUCCUGUGCAUAAUUAAAGAUUACGGACAAUUUAGACAUCGAGCGAGUGCUGUCAAGAUUAUUGUUUUACCAAUGUUUGUAUAUAACGUGUAUAUAUGCAUGUGUAUUGUUUAGAGUAUUUAAAACUUUCUUUUUUCUUUGUAUAUUGAAUGAAUAUUGUAAUUACUACUUUAAACUUGACGUUUAUCUAGCGGUGGCUUAUUAUACCAUUUCAUAAAAGUUACCGGCUAAUUAGCAAACUUCAUUAUCGUCCUUAAUCAAAUAUUUCUUUAUUCUAGUUCUUUCGGUUAUUUUACACUUAUUAAUUAUCAUUCGAACAUAAGUCAGCCACCGAAAAUAAUGAUUACAAGGAACUGGUUGUUUUUUUUACAGAAACUUGUGUCUAUAUCAUAACCAUGAACUACAGCGAACAGUUAAUGUUUUGGGGGUUCUGGUCGGCAACAGUUGCUGUUGUGUGUAAUUGUCUACCAAAUCUGUGGAAUGAUAAGAUUUCAUAUACAUGGGUUCUACCCUACGAAUUUUCUUGACAAGUACACACAGAAUCUUGUUGCACAAACAGCGAUGUUAUGCCGACUUUAUACGUGGUCAUAUAUAUACACGUAUAUUACGAGUUCGUGGCUUGGUGUAAGCGUUGGACUGGACCUUCUAUCAUUUUCGUGUGUAGAUCGCUGUAGCGGAAUUAAACCAGACUCCAUAAUAAGUUUUGAUGAGAUUCAUAUUAAGUUUUUGAAACCUAUAUACUUUCAGAAAAUUCGGUGUUAAGGAAGCGAUGCAUGAAAGUCUAAACAUAUAUGCUUGAUUGACUAAUAUAUAUGUAUACCUGGCCUUUGCUUGGCCCAAGUAUCACGGGCACAGGUAAUGGACACAUUUUAUUUUUCCUCUGUGAGUGGCUGUAUACAAUGUAGUACACAUACAAAAUAACAGACACCAACAGAAAUAAAUUGUGACGAGUGCCUGUGAUUAGUAUACAAGACGCCGCCCAACCCAGGUGUUCUCUUACUUAGGGUUGUCAGUUUCAGAACUGUCGCAGAAUUGUCCCGUCUUUAUCUACAUAUAAUGUAUAAUUUAUUUGCUUUAUGAAUAUAUAUUUAUUUGAAUUCAAAAUUUGAAUAAAUCAAUGUUUGAACAAAA
Molecule: messenger RNA, 3008 nt
Organism: Pecten maximus
Lineage: Eukaryota; Metazoa; Mollusca; Bivalvia; Pectinida; Pectinidae
Exons: 1
Coding region: 446-1123 (225 amino acids)
Source: RefSeq, a predicted model, not a curated record